AUGGAAGGCCUUCUUCACAGUAACAGCGGCAAUUCGAAGAUCCCUCGAUUCAAUGGCGGCCUGAACGGCGGGGUUCUGAUGCCGAUGCAGAUGGACAACCAGUCGCUAUUCGGAAAGGGCCGCCACUCCUACAUCCACCACCACCAGCAGUCCAAGAGCCCAACCCUAGCGGGUUCCUACAACGAGAACCUCGAUCUCGGAGACUCACCGCUCGUUCGGUAUUUCCGCACCGGGUCUCCAGAUUCAUAUAAGCGCCCGCCGCUCUUGUCGGUGGAGAACUUGGAGAUGGCGAGGUCACCAAGCAUUUUCUCCACGCCGGUGAAAGUGGAGGAGGAGGUGCUGGUCAUGGAUGGAAUUUUGGUCGCCUCGUUACCUCCGGGUGGAAGGUACGCGAGGUCGGCGACGGAUUCCGGGGACUCUACAACGUCAUCUUCCUCCUCGUCCGGUGGGAAGAGUCUGUACAAGACCGAGAUUUGCCGCUCCUGGGAAGAUUCAGGUAGCUGCCGCUACGGCUCCAAAUGUCAGUUUGCACAUGGAAAAGAAGAGCUACGUCCAACUCGAUUCCCUGCCAAGAACAAAUCUGAGGCACAGAUGUACAAGUCAAGCAGUGGCACUGGAUCGGGCACGUACGGGGCAAAGAGUCGCUAUGUUCAUCCAGUCGUGGCAGCGGCAGGAACUGUAGCAGCAGCGGCAGGAACAAUGCCAACCCGAACACGCUCGCCCGCCAAAGCUGAAACAGCCUCACCCCGCAAACCUGAAGACAAGAAAAAGAAGCCCAAAACCACCAUCACCAGGAACAACUGGUCUCCCCAAGAUGAUGGCAUUGAGACUGUAUUGCCUCAUUCUUCAUCUAAAAAGCCUCCAUCAAGGACAGAUGUUGAUACCCAUAUUGAUUCUAUUCUCUAUGGUCCUACUCCAAGAAAGAGACUGGCAGUGUUUGCCGACAUUCGCUCGGAGCGGUGAUCUCAUUUUGCUCAGGAGAAACCUGCAUUCUGCAGCAAAAGGUACAUAAUACACAAUAAGCAGUACAUCCUGCAAUGGCAGUAACUGGGAUUAGAUAUUCAUAAUCGUCCUUGUAGAGUGCGUAUGACAGUUUCGAUAGUACUUCCUUACUAACAAUUACAGCAUAUACAUACAGAUUGACUUGAGUAGAAUACUCAUAAAUGCAGUUUGUCCCUCAAAUUUUCUGUGCU
Carya illinoinensis is the source of this 1193-nucleotide messenger RNA. RefSeq lists its product as uncharacterized. Gene Ontology annotation, molecular function: mRNA binding; metal ion binding. NCBI's taxonomy places the organism in Eukaryota, Viridiplantae, Streptophyta, Magnoliopsida, Fagales, Juglandaceae. The coding region runs from base 1 to 963 and encodes 320 amino acids. The transcript is spliced from 3 exons. The record is from RefSeq and is a predicted model, not a curated record.